AUGAUGGACAAAGCUUCCUAUGCAGGCAAAUCUCGCAGUGUUCACCCUUGCACAUCAAGUGCCAAGCUGGAGAAGACUGCAAUGGCUGCAUCUGGUUGCACGCCUCUCAUCGACAGCCCUUUGUCUUUCUACGAUGACUACCGGGUCAUCAGCGGCCUUCCUGUCACCCUCCUGGAGCUGCCUGGAAACACGACGCAACCGGUGGACGAUACAGAGGCACUAAGCACGGCAAGGGACAGCCAUGCUGACUAUGCUGAUGAUGACUAUGAGGAAUCCAGGGGAUUGUCGAUGAACAAGGUCCUUGCCUGGCCCACUGAGAAUGAUCCAGCAGCGAUCAUGUGCUCAGCGUUCUCCAGCGAUGGCACAAGGAUCGUGACAGGGUUUAGGUGUGGGUCAUUGUGUGUGUGGGAUGCGCAACUUGGCAACCUCAUUGCGGCAGUGACAGAUGAGGGACACUCAGACUCGGUCAUCUCCUGCAGCUUCAUGGAAGAGUCAAAUACAGUCGUGGUGUCCAUAGAUAAGUCGUUUGUGUGCCUUCGAUGGGACAUCGAGAAUGAACAAGCGCCCAUCAAGAGUGAAUGUGUGAGGGACCACUGUGCUGCGGGGCACAUCGACGUCGAAGAUUCCUAUGCCACAAUCGUGCAAGGCGGGGCACUGAUGGGCGUCAUGUGGAACACACACUGGCAUUACCAUCUCAUCAGCGAGCAGAAGAGCAUGAGCAGUACCAAGAAGAUUCAGAAACCAGUGGCUGUCAAGCAAGAGAACCUGCGCACAGCGUUUCUUGAUGUCUUCACAAUGUCUGGCCUUGAUGAGGAUGAGGACUGGCCUGAACAGCGAGUCAGGCUCACUGUGGUUUGGAAGCCGGGCCAGCCAAGUGCCCUGCGUGGGGUUGAGUUUUCAGACAGCGGCAAGGGGGCACUGGCAGGGGUGUAUGGUGAGAAGCGCAGCGUGCCCGGCAGUAUGGUGCUGUGGCCAAACUGGAACAUUCCAACAAAGAGCUUUCUGUUGAGCGGCUCGAUGGGCAGCUGGUCUCCAGAUGGGGCGCUGGUUGUCACAUGGGACCCCUUUUUGCAGGCAGAGAAGGGUGCACCAGAGAAGUACACUGGGCGUUGCUUCGUGUGGAAAGUCAGGGCUCUUGAGGCUCAGACGCAGAUCACGCAAGACAGCCAGAAAGAAGAUGGGCAGAGAGCUGGGCACCCGCUGGUUGAACUUUUCCCUGGGCACCCGGAGUGGAGUCCACGAUAUCGGCCCAGCCUAAGAGAAGGUGGGAGCUACACCAUGGUGGGCAGUGCGGAUGAUGACAAGCGCGUGCUGUGGGCCCGUUUCAUCGAUGCUUCAAGGGUCGCUGUUUGCAGUGUUGGUGUGGACGUCGAAGUAGUUAUCUGGGAUGUGGACAGCGCAGGGACGCCGGGCUGCACAGUGAGUUUGGGUGUCCGGCCAAAAAUGGGACUCAGUUUGUGGGGUGACAAAGUGGCAGAGGGGUUUCAGGGAGUGGCGAUGUCACCCAAUCGGCAUUGGUUGGCACUGUAUGUGGGCACAGCAAACAAGGGGUAUGUCGUUGACCUUGCACAGGGCCUGAAGGUAGUAGAUAUAACCCUACCAAAGGAUCUGGCUGAGCAGCGUUUCAUAGUCUUUGGGGGCAGGGACUGCAGAUUUGCCAUGUUUGGGACGAGGAACAAGAAUGGGCUGGUGUGGAACUCCGAGUCUCUGACGGCCGCCCUGCACAGGCAGAGUUCCAUGGCUGUGUUCACGUUGCCCCAAGAGGUGGCCAACAGUCAGUCUUCAAAGCCUUUGAAGUCGUUGCAAAUGAACAAAGCGAACAUGAUGAAGAAGGGGAGCCAGUCUGUGCCACAGCCCGGUGGCCCCAUCAUCGAACUUGGAUUUUCUCCUGACGAAAACAGACUGGCAGUCAUCAGGAAACAUGUGUCUGCAAUGUAUGUGCUAGAUUUCAAGAGUGGCGAUACGAUUUGCCUGGCAGAAACAGGGGUGCCGAGGUCCCAGUUUCGACUGUUUGCAUUCUCACAGGACAGCAAACGAUUGGCAACAGUCAUGUUCGACAGGAGAGUGCUGAUUUGGGACUUGUUUGUGGAUGUUGCGGUGCCCAGCGGAAUUUUCAGCCGGAAGGCGGAACUUGGAGUUCUCAAAUCUGCCUCGCCAGAUCCUGCCAAGGGGAUGGUUUUCUCUCGUGAUGAGCAGGGCAAUGAAACUGUGGUGGUCUGUGAAGACAAUGGGUCCCUGGUAUGGCUGGACACACAGAAAUGUUUGGAAGUUGCCCGGUUUGAGAUGGUUGGGCCCAAAUACUGCAGAGCCUGCAUGUUCAAGCCGGAUGGGUCCAUGGCUGCCAUUAUUCCAGGGGACAAGGAUGUGGUUAUAGUGAUCGACCUGAUCGACAGGUCGAAGCAGUCGCGGAUCUCUUCGUUUGAUUGCCCCCCAGAUGGUUUGGCGCCGUACCCGAGUAACAUUGCACACGAUGGGAGUUUUGCUGUCGUUGGGUGGGAUGCAAAGUCGAUGAAGCCAGUGCUGCAGUGGCCAGAGGCUGGCAAAUGCAGCACGGAAGGCCUGCACAGAGUGGCAGAACACAUGGCGAUAUCUGGUGACAACUCGUGGAUGGUGGUUGACGAUGUGCCAACAUGCUUUGAUGGCGAUUUUCCACAGCACUGGCAGAUGGACAACCCGAAUCUGCGAAAGACAAAGCUGGUGAUAAUGCGGCUGUUUGGGGCUGGUGAGCGCAAGGGCUUGGAGACCCGUGCUGUGAGAUGUCCAGAGAAGAUCGCUAUUUCCCCCCAUGGCAGACGCGUCGCAUGUGCUGGCGAUGGGACGAGGGUUGUGAUUUGGACCCCAUAUGCCAGGAAGGGCUGCAUUCCAGAGUACCAUUCCCUCUGCUGUGGAGAUUUCUUGCGCAGGGAGAAGAGCAUAGCCAGCAUUCUCAGGAAGCAUGGCCCCAGCGUGCUGAACGUCCCAGAUGCCAAUGGCAUGUCUUUCUUCAUGCAUGCUAUUGUGGACAAGAAUGUUGAGUUCGUCAGAGCUGCCUUGGACUAUGCAGAAGAGCAACACACUCUGGUGUCCCUGACACUGAACCCUGAUGAGGUGGCCGGCAUACCAAUCAGGAGUGCCUUGGAAAUCGCCUUCGAACAACACUCCACAGAAAUCGCAAAAAUGGUGAUCAGGACGAUGACUUCACGUGUGCUGUCUAGCACGGCGAUGGCCAAGUUUCUGCACAAGUACUUGGUCCCCCUCGGCCGAGCCAUGCCAUCCCUUGUGGUGGACGCAAUCACUGCCGAUGGCAUGCCAACGGCCAUCGGUGUGCUGCACGUUCCGGAAGAUGUGUUCCAGCACAGCUCCUCUGUGGUGGCGACUUCCAACGUGUUUUCCACCCCUGUGCACUCCCUUCAGCACCUCUGGGGCCACCUCCACAAGCCCACAGAGCUGACCGCUGGGAAGUUCGAGGUCCCGACCGUUGCCAAGGUUUUUCCAUACCCCGACUGCUGCCAGGUUGGGAUGCGGGGCCUGCUGAGGCCCCUCCUCGUGUCAAAGACGAUCCCGGACAAGGUUUUUGAUUCCAAGCUGGUGCACGCCGUCGUGCAGUACAAGUGGCAGACAUAUGCCCACAGGCUCUUCACCCGGGAGUUGUGCAUCUAUUUGGUGUAUGUGUUGCUGUUCACUAUCUACACCAUCCUGCUGGGGCACAAGAAUAGGGAGCCCGAGGGCUUUGGCGACGUGAUCGGGGAUGCCAAUGGGGGCUUCCAGGCGAUCUGUGUGCUGCUGUGUUCUGGCUUGGGUUUCACAAACCUGUUUUGGAAAGUGAAUCAGAUAUACACGCUGUUGUUGGACGGACAGCGACAUGGGUUCAGUGGCCUGUGGUACUGGUUCUCUUCAGGCUGGAACGUCCUAGACCUCUUGUCAUCCAUGGUGACAGCGCUUGUGCUUCCGGCCGUGCACUUUGCCGCUACAUAUGAGAAACUGGGCGAGGGGGAGUCGUGGCUUGCUGCCAUCACCCUGCUGGUGUUGUGGUGCAGGAUGCUGUACUUUGCACAGGCCUGCAGGGGCAUCGGCCCCGUGGUGAUCAUGAUUUUCGAGGUCCUGAAGGACCUAGUCAUUUACAUGGGGUUGCUUGCGGCCCUAGUGUUUGGCUUUGCCACGACAUUCUUCAUCUCGUUCCGGCACGAUGUGAGCAAUGAGGAGAUCUGGGAGUCGUUUGGGACAUUCAGCAGAUCCCUACUGACAACCUUUGGAAUGAUGUUGGGAGAGUUUAACAUGCCCAUUUUCUACGAGACGCCAUCUUAUGUCAUCACUUUGACGAUAUUCGUGGUGUACAUGACGACCAUGAUUAUCGUGUUGCUCAACUUGCUCAUCGCCUUGAUGACCGAUACCCAUGACAGGGUAAAGGGCCAUCAGGAGGUAUCCUCCAUGAAGGCCAGGGCCGCUGUCAUCGACGGUAUCGAGAGCAGCCUGUCUUCAUGCCUUGGGACGAAGGCAAAGAUCGAGUGCCAGAUUUCACGCUUCCUGCAUGUCAUAGAACCACAGGAAGGGAGUAUCGAGCUCGAGAAUAAACACACGCAUUGGUCGGGAAGAAUCGCGGAGCUGGAGCAGCGGUUCAAGCGAGCCCUCGACGAGAAGUGUGGUGACAUGGCCGCUACGAUGAAGGAGAUCAAAAACGACAUUGGGGGCGUAGACGACAUGGUGAGGCGGCAGCUCGCAGAAGCUGUGACUGUCCUGCAGGAGAGGAUUGAACAACGCGAUGUUGAACGUAAUCUUAAGUGA
This is a messenger RNA of Ostreobium quekettii, 4761 nucleotides long. The record is from the annotation of a GenBank genome assembly. Lineage: Eukaryota; Viridiplantae; Chlorophyta; Ulvophyceae; Bryopsidales; Ostreobiaceae.